Plasmodium gonderi is the source of this 4350-nucleotide messenger RNA. RefSeq lists its product as hypothetical. Lineage: Eukaryota; Apicomplexa; Aconoidasida; Haemosporida; Plasmodiidae. The transcript has a single exon. Bases 1 to 4350 code for a protein of 1449 amino acids. The record is from RefSeq and is a predicted model, not a curated record.
AUGGAAAUUGACUUUGUGAAUUUGAAAAGUCAGAACCCAUGUGAUGUUCUGUUUAGUGAUAAGGGAGAAGCAGUGACUGAUGGGGUGGGAGAAGCAGUGACUGAUGUGAGAGACUCAAGUGAAAUCGACCAAAAAGACUUGGACUCAUGUAAGAGAGAGGCGUGCAAAAAUUGGCAUAAAAAAAGGAACAACAACAGUGAGAUCGGAGAAAGUAUUGCAAAUUUACACCAUGUGGAUUGUUCAAGAAAUGUAGAAAUUUACAAAAAAGAGGAAGCUCAACAAGUCCAAAAAGACAAUGAGCUGUAUCAAGCAGGAAUAAAAAAAGGAGAUAACGAGAUGGUAAAUAGAGAGCCAGAAUGCAGAGAGAAAGGGAUUCAUGAAAGAAAAAUAGAAAAUGAACAAAAUGAAUUGUCUCAGAUGCGUGAACAUGUUCAAUGGAGGACUGCCUACCUCGAGUUGAAUCAAGAGGAAAUUCCACGGUUAUGUGAAGUCAAUUCUGGGGACACUCAGGAUGAAAAUAGUGAAUCUCAGGUGAGAAGAAGCACGGAUGUGAAUAGAAGCACGGAUGUGAAUAGAAGCACGGAUGUGAAUAGAAGCUCGAAUCUGAACAGAAGCACGGAUGUGAAUAGAAGCACGGAUGUGAACAGAAGCACAGAUGUGAAUAGAAGCACGGAUGUGAAUAGAAGCUUGAAUCUGAACCAUUACAAAGACAGAGAAACAAUAAUCGAAUUGCACAGAAACAGCAAAGGCACCAAUAUAAACAUAUACAAACGCAUGUACCAGUCGUACAUGUACUUGAAAAAGGAGCAGAGUGAACUAUUGGUUGAAAAUCGAAAAAUGCAGGAAAGAAAUAAAAAAUUAAAGUAUGAAUUAGACAGUUUAAAAGGUAACAACUAUUAUUCCAAUUUUUUUUUGAAAAACGAGUCAGAGAAUCUCUUUGAUGAAUUGGCAUCAGGAAUAAGCAGCAUUUUUAAAUGGAUGGAUAUUGAAAAUAAAAUUUCUCAAAAUAAAGCUUCUCAAAAUAAAGCUUCUCAAAAUAAAGCUUCUCAAAAUAGAGCCUCUCAAAAUUAUUCCCAUGAGGAGAGGAGGAUACCUUCCUCUUCAUUUGAAACUAGGACAGAAGCUCCACAGAAUGGUCAUAUGAAGGGGAAUGAAAUUUGUACACAUUUCUCUUUUCAGAAAAAUGAAAUGCAUAACGAUACAAAAAACAAAUUGAAACAUAAUGAAGAGGAUGCAAAUGAGAAGAGAGUUCAAUUUUUAGAAGUAAAAACUACAGACAGAGAUGGUGAUCAUCAUGCGACAUCACCACAUGUGAAUUGCGAGGAAAGAACCCACCAGAGAAAACUUACAUCUAACAGUAUGCUGAACGAGAAGCAGUCAUGUCUAGGAAAUAAUGUCCAAACAGAAUCAUCCAUAUAUGAACAUUCUCUUGUAAAAAAUGAUGAUGCAAUAAAGAAAAGUAAUUGGUUCAAUAUGAAUUUAUGCAAAAAGGGUUCCCUAAGCAGUAAUCAUAACUCAGGUGAAAAUUACUCUGUGGCAUGUGCGCAACAAAAUUGUGAGACGGAAAAGAAUCACACAUCUAUUGGAGCAGAAUAUAAUGGAGCAGCAUAUAAUGGAGUAGAAUACAAUGGAGUAGAAUACAAUGGAGUAGAAUACAAUGGAGCAAAAUACAAUGGAGCAGAAUACAAUGGAGCAGAAUACAAUGGAGCAAAAUUUAAUGAAGCAGAGUCUAAUGCAAAUGAAUCCGCUAUUGAAAAUAUUAACAGGACAAUCAUAACUAAUAGUGCUAUAAGGGGAAAUGAAUUUGACAUAAGUAAAAAUAAUUCAUUAUGCAUAUCAGAGGAGUACAAAGGAAGCGACAAAAAAGGUAUCGAUUCUGUGAUAAGAGAGAAAGAUUUAUGUAAAAAGAUAAAGGACGAGCUAGACAUGCAAAAAUAUGAAGAAGCUGAAAAUGAUGCGAAUCAGAGGAAAGGGAAAAAAAUGCAGUUUCAAAAUGAGGGUUAUAUAUAUUUGCAACAAAAUGGAAGGGAAAAAUUGACCAUGACUUUAUCUCAAAGGUUUAAUACUCAGGAUGAAAAAAUAAAAAAAAAAAAAAAAAAAAAUUCCUUUCUAUGGCAGAAGGAAAGUCCAAUGAAACGAUGGGGUGUAAAACAUAACUACUUGAACGCAAGUUUAGAAAAUAGAGAAUCCAAAUUUGCAGAAGUGGAUCAUGAAUUAAGAACAUUUCAAAAUAGAAACUAUGUAAAGGAUAAUAUUAUCGAUUACAUCAAGGGAAGACUUCAAUUAGAUGGUAGAUGGUGCACUGACGAACGAAAAGAAGAAAUAGAAAUUACUUACAAUGUUGCAAGAGCAGAUAUGAGUCAACUGAAAACAGUGACACAAUCAGAUGUUAAAAAAACAUCAAGCUAUACUUCAUGUAGCAAAAGGGGUGAAAUUUCUCGUUCAAAUGAGGAUGAUAAAGAUAAAAAUCAUUUAAUCUUUCACAUUUGCAAUUACAAAGAAAAUAAGUAUGUUCCCAUAAAUUUGGAUCAGUUUUUUUUGUCUAAAGAAAAGAGGGCAACAUUGGAUGAGGACUUUAGCUUGAGUUGCUUGAAGAAGAGUAUGGAAUUUAUAUUAGACAUGAAGAGACAUGGAAAUUCUCGUGAUGGAAGCAGCAAUAGAAGUAGCAACAGAAGCAGCAACAGAAGUAGCAACAGAAGCAGCAAUAGAAGCAGCAAUUGUAGCAGAAUGAAAAACAUCCGUGACUUGAGUGACAUUCAGAGAAAUAAUGCACGAAUAGCUGAAGAACAGAACGAUUUUCCUGCAACAUACAUUGAGAACCGUGGUACAUGGAAUGAUAAGAAGACAUAUAAGAAAAUUACAAUAACAUCUGCACAAAGGAGCAAGGAUGAGAACAAUACAGCAUGUGAAGACAGAAAGAACAGAAGAACAGAUAUUAACAAAGAAGAAUUGAGAAAAGAGGGAAUAUGUUCCAAGAUGAAUGAACUUCCGGGAGACGAUAAUUUCGAACAUAAGGAUGAGAAAAACAGAGGUAGUAAAAAAACAGAAAGGAUUCUAAAAAAUGAGGGAAAUGAAGAAAUAUAUUUUUUCAAAUCGAAUCCAAGAAGAGCGAGCAAUAGAAGUGGUAGAUGUAACACAAAGAAGAUGUUCCAAUUUUGCAAAAUGAAACGAUUGAAAGGAAAGAAAAAUAGAAUGGUACAGAAAGUAGACAGAAAUCAUGGCAACAAAAUCGGAGAUAUAAUUACGUACAUAAAUUUAAAGAGAAAAAAAAAACAGCCAGGAGGAUGCAAAACAUUUCAAGUUGCUGUAAAGAAAGAGAGAGAAGACGAGCAUCAAAUUUAUAUAUUUAUGAUAAAAAUGAACAAAGCUAAUUUGUCAUCUCGUGCAAAGGUUGGUUUUCCUGAUGAGGAGCAUUUCAAGAGAGUUCAUAAGAAAAGAAAUACAUUUCUCGUUCGGGAAAAAAAGAAGAAAUUGACAAAGUUGAAGAAGCGAGAGGGAGACUAUUUCAGCUGGAAGGUGAAAAGUCCUUUAAAAGAAGCAGCGGUGGGAGAGGAAGAAGAAGUGGAAGUGAUGGAAGAAGAAGAAGAAGUGGAAGUGAUGGAAGAAGAAGAAGAAGUGGAAGUGAUGGAAGAAGAAGAAGAAGUGGAAGUGAUGGAAGAAGAAGAAGAAGUGGAAGUGAUGGAAGAACAAAGGAGAAAAGACGUACCCCUUGAAGUGGCUACAAUGGGCAGUAGUGGCACUUGUGCUGAUAAAAUUUGGAACUCAAUUGUUAAAGCAACGGAUGAGGGCCAUGAUGACAUAUUAAAAAAGGUCCUCCAUAAGAAUGAUGAAGUCACAGGGAAUGAAAAUGUAAAUAUUGUAACACAAGAAUAUAUGAAACUUGAGAAAAAUGUAGAAGAAAAUUAUGACGUGCUCAUGGAAUGGAAGAAAGAAAUGGAAAAACAUAUACAAUCUCUUAACAUUUCUGAAAGACAAAUCGAAAAGUUAAUGUCAGAAAAAAAGGAUCAAGUAAUAAUAAUAGGGAUAAAAAUUAUUUUGGGUGAUAAUCACAUAUGCUUACUUGUGGAUGCAUUAACCAGCAUUGAAGAUAUAGUAAAUACAUGGAUGAGAAAAAAUGGAAAUUUUCUGAACAGUUAUGUAAAGAAUAAUGAUAAGAUUUCUACAUUUUUUGAAUAUUACUCAAUUGACUUGUUUACCUUUUUGUCCACUUUUUUAAAUAUUCUUGAAAAUUACGUGGAUGAAUUUCCAUUUUAUUUUUCCAUAGCACUUGAAGAAAUGUUUAGUUUUUGUUCUGAGAAUUCGACACAUGCGAAUGGGCGUUUAUCGAGAAGGAAGUUUUCAAACGUUUGA